UUGCGAUCCGACCGCGUAAGACUCUAGACACGCUUUAGAGACCUCACCGAUCAGCACUUUUUUGUAUCUUUUUUUCAAUUUUUUUUUUUUUUGCAAAUUGAAUCUAAUUGAAUUGCAAAAGUUGCAUUGAGACCAAUCAAUUAAUUGAUUCGUGUUGAAUAUAAUUUUUCUAAUCACAGCAAUUUGAAAAGAAAAAAAAACCGGUUUACGGUCUUUAAAUUAACAAGAGUAUCAUAAAAUAAAAAAUAUAUAAACAAAUUACAUAGAUGACACAGGUGUUCAAUAAAAAACAACAAAAAAAAAAAAAUAGAUGAAUAAAAAUUUGAAUUGUUAAAUAGAACCCUAAAACAAAAUCGUGCCAAUUUUUAUCAAUUAUGUGAUUAAUUAAAAGAAAUAAAAGAACAUACACUGUCUGACGCGUAUGAUGACAAUAAUUGACGGAAAAAACAAAUACAAACAAAACAAAAAUAUGGCCCAAAAUAUCUUUUGAUUAAAAUAUCUGUAUCUUUUUUUUUUUUUUGAAGAUGAGGACCAAUCAGUAGUUUUGUCGUUAAGAGCUAAUUUGGAUGAAAACAGGCCGAGGUCGCAAGGGAUUCAAGUCGAGUUGAGUCUAGCCGAAGCCGGCUUUUAAAAUAAAUUUAAACAAAACAAAAAAACAUAAUAAAUUAACAAAAAAAAAAAAAAAUUAUAAACAUGCGUUGUUUGUCAUCGUCAUCGUCGACAACGACGACGACAAUGAAGAUCGGCUUUAUGAUGGCAAAGCCGAUCUUUAAAAGCGGGUCAGUGUUUUCAUUGAGUAAUUUCUUCGCAAUUUUAUUGAUUGUAAUUAAUUUGUGGACGCGCACAGUGUCGUCAGAGAUAGAGACUGUUGUGGGGGUGGAAGCGGUUACCGCCGCUUCCACCGUUAACGUAUCUGCAGGUCAAAACAUCACAUCUUUUUUAGCUUUCGAUUCUUGGUUAAAUGAUACUGAAAGUGGAUUUGAUGAUAUCAUCAACAAGUGUUUGGAUAAAUGUGCAAAGGAGGACCAGUUUUAUGGGAACCUACAAGCAGUAGGAUGUCGAAGUUAUAAUGAAUUGUGCACUGAAGGUUGUAAUAAAUGGAAACAAUCAACAUUCUCCACCUGCAAACAAGUCUGCCGUGAUGACACAUUUCACAAUAAUUUAUCGCCAUGCGACUUGGCCUGUAUAUCCGGUUGUAAUCAAGCGAUUUAUGGCAUUGUUGAACAUCUCAGUAAAUUAGAUGAUUUUAAUAAUACACGUCCCGUACUGGUGAAUGAUGAUAAUGAUACAAUUAAUGGAACUUCUUUAAAAUUAUCUUGGCCAGUUGAUGAAAGAAAAUAUUCAACUAAAAGACUUGUAAUACAAUGGGCUUAUGAUAAUGAAUAUCCUUUAAGAUGGAAAUUUUCAUCAAAUUUUCAAUGGUUUGAAAAUUAUACAUGUGAAAUUGAAAAACUUCAACCAUAUACAAAAUACAGGUUUAGAAUUGCCAUGAUGGUAACCACAGAUCAUUCCGACUUCAUAUAUUCUACUGAAUCCGAAGUUUUCGAAACUUUGCCAAUGGGAGUUCCUUCAUCAAAACCGGAAAUUACCGACAUUUUGACACUAGAUUAUGACAAGAUCGCUAUAUUUUGGAAGCAGGGACGAUAUACUAAUGGCAAACUAGAAGGGUAUAACCUCACAGCCAGGAUUGCCAACAUGGAUUCAAAUUCUACUAUCGAAGUGAUCUCAACAGCAACUGAUAACUACACAAUUCUCCAUCAUCUCGAAUCAGAUCAAACUUACGACAUUGAAUUAUCAAUGCAAAAUGAAUUCGGUACGGGUCCUUCGACAUUAGCAAGUAUUUCAACUGGAAAACUACCAAAACAAAGUCCAAGCCCUUCGUUCAUUGUUGUUGGAGAAUUCAAAGUUACUUUGUUGAAUACUUCAAGUGAUAGUUCAACAGCUACAGAAAUCUAUGAUAGUGAUCAGAUGAUUGUUGGUUAUGACGUCAUAGUUGAUCAAAGGAUUUUCUUUGUUUCUGAUAUUAGUGGACAUGUUUUUAGAAUCGAUAUGAGGAACUCAGUUGCACGUGAUGCAAUCUUUUCUCCACAAUCUUUUGGAGACUUUAAGCCAUCAAAAAUUUCUGUCGAACAAAAAUCGGUCAAUUCGAAUUUGUACAUUCUUGGAGAGCCUCGAAAUGAGGGUUCCAAAAAGAUCUGGGUAAUCUUUCAAUCUUCAUCUAACGGUGACGAUCUGAGACCUAUCGUCGAAGACUUGUCCGAAAAACCUCUUGAACUUCAUGUUGAUCCAUUAAAUGGAUUUCUAUUCUGGAUAACACAAGAAUCUGGAAUCUAUCGAUAUGAACUUGCCGCAGGAAGUUGGUCAAUUAUUUUCAAAGCUGAAAACCUUACCGCCUUUUCUAUCGAACCAACGAAAUAUCUUCUAACUGCAUUUUUCAAAAACGACAAACAAUUUCAAAGAAUUUCUUACGACGGAAAAUUCGCCUUCGAAGCUGAUAUUGAUGUUUCAACGGAAAUCGUUCUUGAUCUUGUUGAUUAUGGAUCAAAGAUUUAUUGGACCGACGGAAAUCAAAUCUACAACAACGAUUCAAUAACGGUUCUUUUUGAAUCUUGUAGGUUUCUUAAACUUUUUCACCCAUCGGAUCAAGAAAGCUCUUCAGUUAAUGGUCCACCGAUAGAAUUUCAAGCCCUUCUAACAGCUGAUAAGGCUAAAUUGUCUUGGAAACCACCUAGAAAACCAUAUUUUCAAAGUCAAUCUCUACUAAUAGCUUAUCAAUAUGAUCUUGAAGUCAAAGAAGAUGAAGUUAGUGUAGCAAUUCGGAAUAUCAAAAGUGAGUUCUUCACUGUGGAGAAGCUUAAACCUAGUACAGAAUAUUGGUUUCGAGUUAGGGCUAAUCUUGUAAACCCUGGAAAUGUCAAUAAUGGACCUUGGAGUGAAUGGUUUAAGUCAAAAACAUGGAUGCCUUCAGAAGAACGUCAUCUUCUUUGGGCUACUGUAAAUGGUCUACUACGUUCCGAUGAAGUUGGUGAUGAUGUGAAACUUCUGAUGAAUGGAUCAAUAACUUCGGUAACUUGGGCAAACGGAACCUUAUUCGUUGUCAAAAACUCCCAUCUUUAUAAUUGGGACAUGACCAAUCUAACCGGGUUUGAAGUUGAUAAUUCAGCUGGAAAUGUUGCCUUUGAUUGGAAAGGUAACCAAUUAUACUUAACCGACACUUCGAAAGGUCUUGUAGUUCGCUCCCAUGUCGAUGGUACAAGCCGAGAACUUUUGCCAAUUUUAGAUGCAAAACAUAUUGAACUUGAUUCUGAAAAUGGUUACAUAUAUUUUUCCACUGGUUUACGGAUUAAAGCUUGUAGAUUAAAUGGUAAAGCUUGCAUGACUUACUACCGAACUUCUCUAUUCUCUGAGGAAGAACUUAUUGGACCAGCUUUAGAUUUAAAAAAUGGUCGGGUAUUAUGGACUAUCCAAUCCGAUCAUGAUGGAUAUUUGUUUAGUUCAGCUCUAGCUCAUAUUCCAAAGACUGCUGAAUCACCUUUAAUGAUACCUUUGGAUAGAUUUCCAGUAAAAAAUUGGUUGUCCUAUUUAUCCGCCGAGCGGUUAAUAUGGCCCACUUCUAGCAACUCAGUUAUAAUGACAAAUGCAAGUGGUGGAAAUGAAGCUCGUAUACAUUUUGAAGAAACCUUGAAUGGUGUUUAUGUUGUGGAACCAAAAUUAAGACUUCAAGCUUCUUAUGAUAUAAUUCCUGAUGAAGUAAAUAAUUCUACUGUGAAAAUUAUAGGGUUAUGGGAUGAUUUCAACAUAACCUGGCAACCGGUUUUCAUUGAUAGUGUCUAUUUCAAUGUCAGCUAUUCAAUUCAAAUCGGUGAUAAUGUAUUUCUAGACAGUUCUGAACCUUCUGUACAUUAUCCACGAACCGAUCUUCUGCCAUAUUCUCCACUCAGAGUUUGGAUAAGGAGUAAUUCUCCAUGGAAAAGUUCACCAGUAACUGUAGUUGAUGUCUUUUCACCAACUGCAGCUCCAUCGGAACCUCAAAGAUUAAGGGUCUUUAUAAAUCGUGUGGCAAAUCCAUCUCGGGGAGCUCAAAAUAUCUCCGCUAUUGUUCGUUGGGAAUCACCGGAAGAACCAAACGGUCCAAUAAUUCAAUAUACAACUGUUUGCAAAAGGGGGGAAGAAUAUAUAGACUCGGUCAAUUCUACCGGUCUUGAGGCAAUAUUUUGGGACCUUGAAAAUAAUUCAACCUAUUCCUUCCAAGUGCAAGCCUUCACUUCAGGUGCUGGAGGUCAGUUAACAAAAUCAGUCGAAAUAACAGUAAAUUCAGAAUAUCAAUCGAUUCCGAAGCUUCUAACAGCUGGUGAUGGACUUAUAGAGCUUUUGGACAUCGACUUGAAUUCCACAAAAAUCUUAGCCAAGUCAGAAGGAGCUAUUCAACAUCUUACAAUGAUUAACGAAGAAAAAAACUAUGUAGUUUGGAUUGAUGAUGCCGCCCAAAUGAUGUCAUAUUACAAAGGAAAUGUCAGUAUUCUAACACAUUUAGAUUCAACAGCUCAAAGCUUAACAAUCGAUUGGGUAUCACGACUGGUUUAUUGGUCACAAUCGGAUCAUGGAGGGGGUAGUACAAUACAUUCUUUAGAUUUAAAUCGUUUCGAAGGAGAAGCUUUACAAGGCAAACUUGUAAUCUCAAAUCCAAAACCUAUUAAGAAUCUUGUUAUGUUUCCUUUAAGCCAAACUUUGUUAUGGCUUGAGCUUGAUGGAAACUUAAGUGGAUGGAAUUUUAUGAAUUCUACAGAAAUUAAAUUAUUUUCUGGCUCAAAUAACACCUAUAAGACCUUAUAUCGUGGUUCAUUUGAAGAAAAUCAAGAAUCUGUGAUUUUAGUCGAUGAAUAUGAUGAUAUUUGCAUACUUGACAUUCAAGAAGAUACUUGUCAAGCUUUGAAGAUUGGUAUUGAUUCAAAUAAUUUGUAUAUUGCCCAGGAUAAUGGUUAUUUCUUUGUUUUGAAAAAUCAUUCAAUACGAGCUUAUAAUCGUUCCUCGCCAGAAUCACUAGAAUACAUGGUCCACACAGAUCGAAUUGAUAUGAUUACAGCUUUAAAUUUUCAGCCUUAUCCCGAAAGAAGAUGUUUAUUACCAGAUUUUGAUGAAGAACCUUUAGUUGAAACGAAUUUACUCGUUCCACAGCUGAUUAAUUCAACUACAUUCAGCUUUGAGUUGAAAUUUCCAAAGAUUUCGACACCUUCCGAGUGUGGAAUUGAAGUUCCAGGGCUUAAGUACACUCUAUUUCUGACCGAAGCUGAAAAUGAAAAUACUGACGCAAAAAUCUUGCACGUAUUUGAGCCUCAAAUGAACGUUACCGAACUUAAACCUUUUACCAGAUAUAACCUUCAGCUUCAUAUUAGCAAUUAUUACAGUGAAAAAUUUGAGCUUCCCGGAGUAGCGGGACCAAAUGUGACCAUUGGAACAGCACCUGGGACACCAUGGGCUCCAGAUAAUAUGACAGCUUCAGCAGUUAGUCCGAGAGAUGGUCUUGUGGAAUGGAUGGAACCAAAAAUUCUAAACAAUGAAAGGGUUUGGUAUGAAGUUCAUUGGCAGACGGAAAAUCCUACAAGUGGGGUAGUACAUCGACAUCAAAAGAUUAUUCCAGAAACCGAUGAUAAAUGGAAUUCGUUCCUACUUUCCGGCUUAAAACCAGAUCAUUCCUAUACCGUUUGGAUUGUAGUCUUUUCAACUUCCACUCUCUUUAAUGAAAGUUCAAUUUAUACCUUCGAUACAUUCCCUGAACCGGAAGGUUUAAUUUUCCUAAAUUCGACUUCGAGCACUUUGACUUUAAAUUGGAAUGCUUCAGUAAAUGUAACUUCAGCAUUUCUUCUUUAUUCUCCUCUUAAUAUUGACGAUUAUAUAAGUGUGAAUAUAACAGGUGAUUCUCAGAAACGGCUUAUAGAAUCACUUGAGCCGAAGACAAAGUAUACUUUCCAAAUGAAGCUUUUCUAUGCGAAUUCUGUGCAUUCUUAUGUUUGGCCACCAGAUAAUCGAUUUGUUUUUGAAACACUUGGUGAUCGUCCAGGAGCUCCAGGGCAACCUCUAAUCGAACAUAUUAAAGGAGAAGUUUUUAAAAUAUUUUGGGAACCAGCACGAAAUAAUGGAGCACCAAUAUUAGAGUAUUCCCUCGAAGCUCUACAAUCAAGUCAAGUUAAACGAGUUCGAAGAUCACAUUAUUUCCCACAAAAUGAUGAUCGUCAAGUGAAUAAUAAGACUUUAGCUAGAUUAGGGCAGUUACCGUGGGCUGAAGAAAUUCAACCGAUUCAAGACAAAUGGAUACCAUAUUGCAAUGGAACUGAUACAAAUUGCAUUAUAAAAGAACUUCAUACAAUGAGAUUGUUAAUGUUUCGUGGUAGAGCAAGGAAUUCUUUUGGAUGGGGACCAUAUAGUGCGGAUAGUGAAAUGAUUGCUGAGCCAUUUGUAUCGCCAAGAAAGCGAGAUACGUUAGUUUUUGCAAUUGUUGCACCAAUAACUAUUGUUUCGACUUGUGUCAGUAUGGCUUUUCUUAUUAAAUAUGUUCAUGGCCGACGAAAGCAUGCAAAGAAACUUGUCGACGACUUAAAACCCAGUAUUUGGGGUCUUGACAUCGCCACUGUUCAACAAGUAGCAAGGAGUCGAAAUUUCUCUCAAACCAGUAGCAUGUUGUACACUGGCAAGCCUUUGACAGAUGGUGAUAUAGCUUUGCUCCCGCAAAUAAGUCGCAACCAGAUAAAUAUGCAACGAUUUUUGGGUAGUGGAGCUUUUGGUGAGGUCUAUGAAGGAUUGGUGACAUAUUCCAGUGACGGAUCACAAGAUAGAGUUGCAAUAAAGACUCUUCGAAAGGGCGCAAAUGAUCAGGAGAAAACUGAACUUUUACAAGAAGCUCAUUUAAUGAGUCACUUCAAGCAUGAGAACAUUGUCAAACUUAUUGGAGUAUGUUUUGAUCUGGAAUCAAUGUGCAUUAUAAUGGAACUGAUGGAAGGUGGAGAUUUACAGACCUACCUUCGAGAAUCACGACCAUCCAUGGGCAAACCGGGAACACUUACACUUCUAGAAUUAGUUGGUAUGUGCCUAGAUGUAUGCACUGGUUGUCGCUAUCUCGAGGAUCUACAAUUCCUUCAUCGUGAUCUUGCUUGUCGCAACUGUCUGGUGUCAUCUGUUGAUCCACAAUAUCGUGUUGUGAAAAUUGGUGACUUUGGUCUAGCUCGAGACAUAUACAAAUGCGACUAUUAUCGUAAAGAAGGCGAAGGUUUGUUGCCAGUACGUUGGAUGGCUCCAGAGUGUCUUGUCGAUGGAGUAUUUACUUCACAAUCGGAUAUAUGGUCAUUUGGGAUAUUACUUUGGGAAAUUUUGAGUCUUGGUCAGCAGCCUUAUCCUGCUCAGAGUAAUUUGGAAGUAUUGAAUUUUGUUAAAGAGGGCGGACGAUUGGAAAAACCUCAAGACUGUCCGGAGAAAUUGUAUAAUCUUAUGAUAGAAUGUUGGAGUCAUGAUCCACAAGAUAGACCAACUUUCCAAAAAUGUCUAACUGAAUUGAUGUCAGUGAAAGUGGAAGCUUUAAAUAAGCUUCAUACAAAAGCUUAUGACGGUGGAAUUACAAACAUGUCUUAUACGGAAUCAGAAUCUGAUGGAGAAAGUAUUUCUAAAGCUUAUUUAUCCAACAUUUCCGAUAAGCAAUCCAGUUUAAAUGAAAGCUUUAAUGAAAAAUCAAACCAAAGAAAUCAAUCUGAUGAAAGUCCCAGGGAACUUACCUCAUUUAAGGUGUCCAUGCCAACUGAUGCAGAUGUUAAUAUAAAUCAGCCAAAGCUAAAGUCAGUUCAUUACGUUAAUGAAGGACUGUCCAGGUUUUAGAAAUAAGUUUUUAUUUUUUUAGAAAAGCAUGUGUGUAAUUUUUAGUAUUAUAUAUAAACAUAUACUCGUACUCGUAUACCAACCAUGAUAUUUCUUUUGUGAUGUUAUAAUGAA
This is a messenger RNA of Episyrphus balteatus (marmalade hoverfly), 7974 nucleotides long. RefSeq names its product protein sevenless (gene sev). The coding region runs from base 694 to 7860 and encodes 2388 amino acids. Lineage: Eukaryota; Metazoa; Arthropoda; Insecta; Diptera; Syrphidae. Gene Ontology annotation, cellular component: membrane; signaling receptor complex. Gene Ontology annotation, molecular function: transmembrane receptor protein tyrosine kinase activity; ATP binding; protein binding. The record is from RefSeq and is a predicted model, not a curated record. Gene Ontology annotation, biological process: cell surface receptor protein tyrosine kinase signaling pathway; regulation of TOR signaling; positive regulation of kinase activity. The transcript has 13 exons.